Molecule: messenger RNA, 822 nt
Organism: Tribolium castaneum (red flour beetle)
Lineage: Eukaryota; Metazoa; Arthropoda; Insecta; Coleoptera; Tenebrionidae
Exons: 1
Coding region: 63-743 (226 amino acids)
Molecular function (GO): protein binding
Source: RefSeq, a predicted model, not a curated record
GAGGAGGCUUCCGCCACUGUCUUCUGUCAGUUAGUGUUUGUCAAAAGUGAAAUUUCAGUCUCAUGACCAAUUUUGAAAUGUUGUGUUUAGAAAAAAGCCCGUACAACUUGCGCAACAAAGGUCCGAAGCGGAAACACGCCCCUGACGAGGGCAGCAUCGAGAGGAAACGUCUGCGGAACUUUGACUACAUCGCAGCUUUGCCUGACGAGCUCCUUCUGUACAUUUUCUCCUACUUGGACGUCAAGGACCUGUACUACAACGUGCGUCUCGUGUGUCGCAAAUGGCGGCGGAUCGCCAUGUUGUCGUCGGCGUGGAAGAGCAUCAUGGCGGGCAAUGAGGUCCCCACGCACGUGCUGCACAACUGGAUCCAGUCCUCGCCCGUGAUCAAGCAUUUCAGGAUCAGCAACAGGAACGACGCCGACGUCAUCCUGGAGGCCGUCUCCAAACACUCCAACCACCUGGAGUCGAUCACCAUCGAGAACUGCUGGGGCUCCUCGCAGAAAAUCUCCAUCCAGAGCACGACUCUGUGCAAACUGUUGACGCGGUGCAAGAAACUCGGAAAGAUCAAUUUCGAGAGAGUGAAAAUACGCUCGUGUAAAUUUUUCAAAUUGCUGGCAAAACGCAGGAAUAACGGCAAAUUCUUGCAGUUGUGCUACGUCGGACCUGUCACGCCCAAACAGUACAACACGCUGAAGGAAUCUUGCUCGGGCUGGAUAUUUACCGAGUUCAUUGAAAUCGUUUGAAGUGUCCAAAUAAUUAAGAUGAAAAUGUUUGCAGUUUACUCUAGGUGUAAUUGACAUGAAUUAAAGCAAUCAAACAGUC